GUUCGCCUUGCUGUCCCCCACCGACGCGAAAGUGGACCUCAAGGACGUCGCCGUCAAGGAGCUGCUGAAGUCGCCGACCACCGAGGUGCUUACGAACUUCCAGAAGCAGUACGACUUCUACAAGGCUGAGUUCGAUGCGUCCGGCAAAGAG
Messenger RNA from Prorocentrum cordatum, 151 nucleotides. The record is from the annotation of a GenBank genome assembly. Lineage: Eukaryota; Dinophyceae; Prorocentrales; Prorocentraceae.